This is a messenger RNA of Bipolaris zeicola 26-R-13, 723 nucleotides long. RefSeq lists its product as uncharacterized. The transcript has 2 exons. The coding region runs from base 1 to 723 and encodes 240 amino acids. The record is from RefSeq and is a predicted model, not a curated record. Lineage: Eukaryota; Fungi; Ascomycota; Dothideomycetes; Pleosporales; Pleosporaceae.
AUGUCAAAGAGAAAUAACGAGGGCGAUGUUAUCGCCAAUCGGAUAAGUCUCCUUGAAGCAAAGGGACAGAAGCUCUUGGCCUCGCUUUACGGGUCGCGGCCAGACUGGGAUACGCGGGACAGUGCUGCGACGCCUCAGGAUGAGGAUGAUCAGGAUCUCAAACAAAACUACGCUCAUGAUAGAAUUGGUCUUGGCGGUAUACUUCCAAAGGAUGUCGAGAAUGGCAGCUUCACCAAGAGGACACUAACGUCGGACGACAAACUGCUGCAGCAGUUGAUCGGCAAGAAAAAAGCCAAGGCUCAUAUCAUGGCGAAACAAGAAGCUGCGAGGCCGAGUGCAGCGACCAAAACUCAUCAAUACAGCAAACCUGCUAUUGCGAAGAAGGAGGUGUCCGAUGAUGAAGAGGAUGGGAGGGCCGCUACUUUCAAGUCAAAGAGAGAGGGUAGGAAGGCGACGAAGCCGCCCAAAGCUCUGGACAGUGACGACGAGGAUGAAGAAACGAGAGCAAAAAGGCUAGCAGCAGGCGCGAAGACUGAAGAUCGGGAGACAAAGGAGCUUACCACAGAGAUUCCGGUUGAGGAUAAGUCGUCUGAAAAAGUGGAAGAGGAAGAAGCAGAACCUGCACCACCAGCUCCUAAGAAAGUAAAAACUAAACCGAAGAGCUUUUUGGAUGAAAUUCUGGCAGAGCGCUCCAAGAAGAAGAGCAAAAAGAAUAAAGCCUAG